AUGGAUGACCUGUUUGAUGUUUUCGAGGGCAAGGCGGAGCCUCAAAGCUCCAGCGAAGAUGAGAGAACUCCUCAGAAGAGUCGCAGCAGAGCCCAGAGCAAGAAGCGAAAGGCCGACGAAGCCAUGAAUGGAAAUGCCGACGCCGACAUGGAUGCGACCAACGACGACGCCGACGUUGGCAUGGCUGAUGCCGCCGAGACUUCCAGAGACGAGGAUUCCGAGGGCGAGGACGACUCGGAGACGCCUGAAAAGCAGGACAAGAAGCGACGCAAGAAGGCUGACGGCGCUGGGCCUGUCAUGACGGACAACUUCCAGACGGCAGAGUCAAGAGAGGUUGCGGGUGCCUCGACAUUCGUCUCGCAAGAUUCGUCGCUCGUUCUGUCACACAAUAUCCAGCAUCAAGUGGCUCUUCCGCCGGAUCUCAACUACGAGUACAUACCUCUUUCAGAGCACAAGUCGCCCGAGGAGCCUGCACGAACAUAUUCUUUCAAGCUGGAUCCCUUCCAGAGCCUGUCUGUCGCAUCCAUUGAGCGCGAGGAGAGUGUGCUGGUAUCCGCGCAUACAAGUGCGGGAAAGACGGUGGUGGCGGAAUACGCAGUCGCACAAUGUCUCAAGCGCAACCAGAGGGUCAUCUACACUAGUCCGAUCAAGGCUCUGAGUAAUCAGAAAUAUCGAGACUUUGAGGCCAUCUUUGGAGACGUUGGCUUGAUGACGGGUGAUGUCACAAUCAACCCCACGGCCAGUUGUCUGGUCAUGACAACCGAGAUUUUGCGGUCAAUGUUGUACCGUGGUUCCGAGAUUAUGCGCGAGGUGGCCUGGGUUGUCUUUGAUGAAAUCCACUACAUGCGAGACAAGACUCGAGGUGUGGUUUGGGAGGAGACCAUCAUUAUGCUUCCCGACAAGGUCCGAUAUGUUUUCCUCUCGGCCACCAUUCCGAAUGCUUUCCAGUUUGCCGAGUGGAUUGCCAAGAUCCACCACCAAGCGUGCCACGUCGUUUACACCGAUUUCAGACCUACACCCUUACAAAACUACUUCUACCCUGCCGGAGGAAAGGGCGCAAGAAUGGUGGUGGAUGAAAAGGGCAGCUUUAACGAGGAAAAUUUCAACCUCGUCAUGGCUGAGGUUGAAGAAAAGAAGGGUGCUGACCCGGCUGACUUCACUGCCAAGAUGAAAGGAAAGGGGAAGAAUAAAAAGACCAACAAGGGUGGCGCUGACGAAGGCUCCGACAUCAACAAGAUCAUCCGAAUGACGGUCAGAAAGCAUUUCAACCCCGUCAUUGUCUUCAACUUCUCCAAGCGGGAGUGCGAAAACAUGGCCCUCAAGAUCUCCAACUUGAACUUCAACGACGAUUCUGAAAAGGCCAUGGUCAACAAAGUCUUCCAAAGUGCUAUUGACAGUUUGUCAGAACAGGACCGAGAGCUGCCACAAAUCAUGAACCUCUUGCCUCUGCUGCAAAAGGGAGUCGGCGUCCAUCACUCAGGUCUGCUCCCCAUUCUCAAGGAGACUAUCGAGAUUUUGUUCCAGGAAUCCUUGAUCAAGGUUCUAUUUGCGACGGAAACCUUUUCCAUUGGUCUCAACAUGCCUGCCAAGACUGUAGUCUUUACCCAGGUCACAAAGUGGGACGGCGUGCAGAGAAGACCAAUCACCUCAUCUGAGUACGUUCAGAUGGCAGGACGUGCUGGUCGUCGUGGUCUCGAUGCCAGAGGUGUUGUCAUUAUGAUGAUUGAUGACAAGCUGGAGCCGGAAGUUGCCAAGCAGAUUGUCACUGGCCAGCAGGACAGACUCAACUCUGCCUUCUAUCUGGGAUACAACAUGAUUCUCAAUCUCCUCCGAAUCGAAGCCAUCUCCCCCGAGUUCAUGCUGGAGAGAUGUUUCCACCAGUUCCAGAACGCGGCCAGCGUUCCCAGCUUGGAGAAGGAUUUGAUGGCACUGCAGCAAGAGAAGGACGCUCUGACAAUACCGGAUGAAGCCACUGUCAAGGAUUACUACACAAUCAGGCAGUCACUGAAUACCUACACCAAAGAUAUGCGAGCAGUCAUCCAGCACCCCAACUACUGCCUUCCCUUUUUGCAACCCGGUCGACUUGUGCAGAUCCACAAUGUGAAAGAGUCGGCAGAGAAGAUUGGCGGCGGACUCGAUUUUGGUUGGGGUGUCAUUACUGACCAGUACCAGCGACGAGCUCCCAAGCUUGGUGAGCCCGAUUACCCGCCUCAGGAAUCCCACAUCAUCGAGGUUCUGCUAUACAUUUCCAAGUCCAGCGCCGAAAUCAUCCCUGGCACGCUCGCUGGAGACAUGCCGCCCGGCCUUAAGCCAUCAGACGAGGAGGAUGGCAUGUUUGCGGUAGUGCCCUGCCUUCUCACAUGCAUCAAGGCCAUCAGCCAGAUUCGAAUUUUCAUCCCCAAGGACGGCCUGAAGUCCGAUGAUGAGCGCAAAGAUGCUUCAAAAGCCUUGAGCGAAGUGCAGCGUCGAUUCCCGGAUGGCGUGCCAAUUUUGGAUCCGCUGGAGAACAUGGAUAUCUCGGAUGAAUCUUUCAAGCAGCUUCUCCGCAAGAUUGAGGUUCUCGAGUCCCGACUGGUCACAAACCCUCUGCAUCUGUCUCCCAUGCUCCCGUCCCUAUGGGACCAGUACCACGCCAAGGUGCAAAUCUUGGACAAGAUCAAGGAGAAGAAGAAGGAGAUUGCCAAGGCUCACAGCAUUGCGCAGAUGGACGAGCUCAAGUCCAGAAAGCGUGUGUUGCGCCGCCUUGGUUUCAUCAACGAUGCCGAAGUCGUUCAACUCAAGGCUCGUGUUGCCUGCGAAAUCUCUUCCACAGAGGGUCACGAACUGCUCUUGUCAGAGCUUCUCUUUGAUCGAUUCUUCAACGAGAUGACACCCGAGGCGAUUGCCGCUGUGCUUAGCUGCUUCGUCUUUGACGAGAAGCUGGAGGCCCAGGCAUUGAAGGAGGAGCUGCAGAAGCCGUUCCGCGAGAUCCAGGCCAAGGCUCGCAUGAUUGCCAAGGUUAGCCAGGAGUCCAAGUUGGACGUCAACGAGGACGAGUACGUCCAGAGCUUGAAGUGGCAGCUUAUGGAGACUGUGUAUGCAUGGGCUCAGGGACGAACGUUUGCCGAGAUUUGCAAAAUGGCAAAUGUCUACGAAGGCUCAUUCAUCCGCAUCUUCCGCCGUCUCGAAGAGCUCCUGCGACAGAUGGCCCAGGCCGCAAAGGUCAUGGGCAACGAUGACCUGACGAAGAAGUUUGAUGAGAGUUUACAGAAGAUUAGGAGAGAUAUCGUGGCCGCCCAGAGCUUGUACCUGUAA
Trichoderma aggressivum f. europaeum is the source of this 3294-nucleotide messenger RNA. RefSeq lists its product as uncharacterized. Lineage: Eukaryota; Fungi; Ascomycota; Sordariomycetes; Hypocreales; Hypocreaceae. The coding region runs from base 1 to 3294 and encodes 1097 amino acids. The transcript is spliced from 2 exons. Gene Ontology annotation, molecular function: RNA binding; ATP binding; RNA helicase activity. Gene Ontology annotation, cellular component: nucleus. The record is from RefSeq and is a predicted model, not a curated record. Gene Ontology annotation, biological process: maturation of 5.8S rRNA; RNA catabolic process.